AUGUCAACUAACGAGAAUACUCCGCACGAGAUUACCCCGGCCACAAAAAGUAAACAGGAAUUGCUAACAGAAUGCAUGCUGUCACAGUUUCGGCUUUCGGUAGCUGGCGUCGGUUUGGGGACGGCUUAUUCCCUUCGAUACAAGGCUGGAUUUGCUCCCAUGAUUGCCGCUGGAGCUGCAGGAACUUCUGCUGAUUUGAUAUACGGGUAUCUGGUGGAAUGCGCAAAGUUUCGGCAAGGCUCCCAGGAUGAAUAA
Molecule: messenger RNA, 255 nt
Organism: Cylindrotheca closterium
Lineage: Eukaryota; Bacillariophyta; Bacillariophyceae; Bacillariales; Bacillariaceae
Source: the annotation of a GenBank genome assembly